AAAAAUAUUUAUUUAUGUAAUGUGAAUAAUAAAAUUAAACUUCAAAUCUAAAGUAAACCAAAAAAUAAAAUACUAUUAACAGAUUGUCGAUAACAAAACUCAAAAAUCUAACUUUUUAUCAGAAGUUAUAGAAUUUCAACUGAGAGACAUCAGGUGAACAUAUCCCUUAUGUAUAUGCUUAUAAAUAUUAAUCUGUCUAAAUAAUUGAUUGAAAUUUUACAGUAAUUACUUUUCUUUUUAGGGAUGAACGCAUACCAUGUUGUUUGUGGGGGAAGUUUGCUGAGGAGAUGGAAUCUCACAGAGAGGAAGCACAGUUUGGAGUGGUUGUUUGUCUCAUCCGUUUUGCAAAAAUCGGAGCUUUUAGAGGUAAACUCCAAAUCUCAAAUGGUUAUGAUUCUUCACAAUUGGUGUUCAAUCCUAACAUAAAAGAAACCGAGGAACUAAAAGCAGCUUACAAGUUCAAUGAUGAUUCUAUGAGCAUUGUUGAAACAAGUGAAGAAGGCAAAGAUAUUGUAGCUCAAGCCACCAAUGGAAAUGGACAGAAACUAGAAAGUUGGAUUUCAGUUGAAGAUAAAACCAUAUCUGAGCUAUUUUGUUGCACAGAGGUUGAUAAGUGCAAGGUUGUUGCUACAAUCUAUGCUAUAGAUACUAAUUACGCAUGGUAUUAUUUUGGAUGUGCAUUAUGUCAAACCAGGACUUUUAAAGUCCUUGAGGAAGAUGUUGAUCCUUCCAUCAUAACACAACCUUUGUUUUGGUGUGAAAAAUGCAAAACAAAUGUGAAGAAUGUUAAACCAAGGUACAAGCUCUAUGUGAAAGUUAAGGAUGAUACAGCUGAAGCCAAAUUUGUACUUCUUGAUUGGAUUGCCUGGCCAGUUAUUGGAAUAAAAGCUGAAAAAGUUCUUAAUGGUUCUUUGGAUGAGAUUGAAGAUCCAGAGUUAUUGCCAGACUGUAUUACUGACCUUGUGGGGAAAACUUAUAAGUUUGGGGUUUCAAUUGAAAAAGGAUCUGAGAUAUUUACAGUUCUUAAGGUCUGGUCAGUUUACAACACCAGCAUGGUUGAUUCCCAGUCUGAAACUAUGUCUGGAAAGGGCACACUGUCAAUCUCAGGUUCAGAGGUGUCUCAACUAACUUACAGUGAUGAAAGCUCUGUCAAGAUGGCCACUCCUUCUAAGCGAUCAGGAGAAGAGAUUAUUGAGGUUCCAGAUACCACUUCUGCUACGAAGCUACGCCCUGUCAAAAGUAUCAAGAUAGAGAAAGAUUAGCAGUGAUGUGCCAGGCUUAAAGAAGAACUAAAUCUGCGAAUAGUUAUUUUUAAUAAGUGUUUAACAACACACUUUGCUUUUUGUUUAUUUAGAUUUUUUUAAUAAGUGUUUUCAAACACACAUUGUUUUAUGCUUUGGAUAUUUAUGAUGGUUGUUUUCAAGAUCAUUUUUGUUUUAGUUCUUCGUUUUAUAACAAAUUAUUUUAUAUUAGUUGCAAUAUCGGUAUAAAAAGAAAUUAUCAUCCUAUCUAAAACUGAAAGUAAUACCAAUACAGCGAAAAGUAAUACCAAUGGAUUCUAUAAUAAUUUUAAAAUUUAUAUUCAAGUUCAAAGUAUGAUUUAUUUUCUACUGUGAUAAGUAAAACCAACACUAAUUAUAAUUUAUAAAUAAAGUAAAACCAAUACUGCUGAAACAGAAAAUAUUAUAUAUUGGUUGCAAUAUCGUUAUAAUUAAAAUUUAUAAAUAAUAAUUUUGAAAAUUCGAAAGAUUUUAUACAUGGAUAAUAAGUUUGAUUGAUCAUCAUUAUAAUAUCUGAUAUCAUUAUAGUUAAGGAUAUCAUAACUAUAAUCAUUUUAAAUAUAUGAUUUUUAAAUUUUAUAGUAUUUUUUACAAUCCUAACUAUAUUUGGAAUAAAGAUUCAGAUGAUUUGUUUUCUAACUGAUUUUACUUCAAAACCAAAUCACACCGAAUUUAUUAAAAACAAUAUAAUUUACAA
Messenger RNA from Raphanus sativus (radish), 1977 nucleotides. RefSeq lists its product as uncharacterized. The transcript has 7 exons. NCBI's taxonomy places the organism in Eukaryota, Viridiplantae, Streptophyta, Magnoliopsida, Brassicales, Brassicaceae. Bases 288 to 1262 code for a protein of 324 amino acids. The record is from RefSeq and is a predicted model, not a curated record.